Postia placenta MAD-698-R-SB12 is the source of this 886-nucleotide messenger RNA. RefSeq lists its product as hypothetical. The transcript is spliced from 10 exons. NCBI's taxonomy places the organism in Eukaryota, Fungi, Basidiomycota, Agaricomycetes, Polyporales, Adustoporiaceae. The record is from RefSeq and is a predicted model, not a curated record. The coding region runs from base 46 to 654 and encodes 202 amino acids. Gene Ontology annotation, molecular function: hypoxanthine phosphoribosyltransferase activity. Gene Ontology annotation, cellular component: cytoplasm. Gene Ontology annotation, biological process: XMP salvage; IMP salvage; GMP salvage.
ACUACAUCCCUCCCCGACGCCCGCAGCAGCGACGAGACAGCCAACAUGGGCGAGCCAGAGCACCUCCACAUGACAUACAACGACAUACACAACCUCAUCCGUGCUGCUGCGGACAGGAUCGCCGAGUUCAAGCCAGACAUGCUCAUAGCCAUAGGUGGAAGAGGAUUCUUCCCAGCUCGUGUCAUGCGUACGUUCCUCAAGGACACGGCGACAAAGCGCAACAUUCCCAUCCACGCAAUCGGCCUCUCGUUAUAUGAAUCACUCCCGGGCACAACCGCCGAGCAGAUUGGCAACGAGGUCAUCAGGACCCAGUGGCUAGGCCCGGAAUCCGGGAGGAUCCUUCUCGGGCGAAGAGCUCUGAUUGUGGACGAAGUGGACGACUCCCGCAAGACCUUGCAAUACGCGAUCUCCGAGUUGCAAAAAGAUGUCGAGCGCGAACUAGCUGCGCUGCCCGAGUCCGAGCGCAAGGCACAGCGGACGCAGUUCGCCGUGUUCGUCGUGCACAACAAACUCAAACCAAAACUAGGCGAGCUUCCGCCGGACGUCCCCUACUACGCCGGCGACGAGGUCGAGGACGUAUGGCUGGAUUACCCGUGGGAAGCCGUCGAUAUCGACGAGCACGACCGCCUUGCGUUUGCAGAACGCCAGCAUUAACCAGGGCUACACGCCGACGAGGAAUUAGAGCAAGGGAUGCGAUGCUGGACACAAAUGUACGCUUAUGUUGUUGUAUCUGCGCGCGGACAUAUAUAUCGUCCCGCUGUGUACGUAACCGAGGGCGACGGCGACGGCGAUUUGUUUGUAUUCUUCCUCAUUGAUAGCAUCUAAAACACCGUGCAGCGAGUGCGUGCGCUAGUACCGUCUGGGAAUAUAAUUGAGUUCACCACGU